This is a messenger RNA of Lathyrus sativus (Indian pea), 531 nucleotides long. Lineage: Eukaryota; Viridiplantae; Streptophyta; Magnoliopsida; Fabales; Fabaceae. The record is from the annotation of a GenBank genome assembly.
AUGAAUAGGAGGCAGCAAAGGGCAUUCAAAGUGUUGUUUUGGAUUAUGGGAAUCGGUCUAACAUGUUAUCUUGCAGGACCACCUUUGUUAUGGACACUCCACGACACCUUCAGUUCUGAUUCUUCUUCUUCUUGUCCUCCUUGUCGUUGUGAUUGUUCUCUUCAAUCCCUUCUUUCUAUCCCAGAAGGAUUUAGCAACAAUUCUAUCUUAGAUUGCAUGAGGCAGGAUCCAGAGGUGAGUGAAGAAGCGGGGAAGAGUUUCACAGAUCUUUUGUCUGAAGAGUUAAAGCAAAAAGAAGGUGAAGCUGAAGAAAAGCAAAGACGUGCUGAUAUAUUACUGUUAGAGUCUAAGAAAGUAGCUUCACAAUAUCAAAAGGAAGCUGAUAAGUGCAAUUCAGGAAUGGAGACAUGUGAGGAAGCUAGGGAAAGAGCUGAAACAACACUUGAAAAUCAGAUGAAAGAAACUGCUUUGUGGGAACUUAGAGCUCGCCAAAGAGGAUGGAAACCUUCAGGGAAGAAAGCUCUAGCUUAG